AUGAGACUCCACACGGGAGAGAAGCCUUUCAUCUGCUCGGUGUGUAAAAAGAGUUUCCGAUACAGCGGAGACGUCAGCAGACACAUGAGGAUCCACACAGGAAAGAAAAGGCUCAGAUGCAACAUUAGCGACACAGGAUCAGAACCGGCGGGGAACGUGGAUCCACGAAGUAAUUCACAGCCGGACGCUGACGAUAAGCGGCCGGAACGAAAAGCCGAAGUGAGCGACGAAGGUUGGGAUGAGAGCGGAGAGCCUCUCUCUGGUUCAAACUCUGACGAUGCCUCCGAGGAGGGACGCAACGCCGAGAAAGAGUCGUUCAGCUGCUCUGAGUGCGGGAGAACGUUUUGUCGCAGGGACCACCUGAUGAGCCACAUGAGAACGCACACCGGAGAGAAACCGUUCAGCUGCUCCGUGUGUCAGAAGCGUUUCAGCUGCAGCGGAAACAUUUUGGCACACAUGAGGAUUCACACAGGCGAGAAGCCGUUCGAGUGCUCGUUUUGCAACAAGAGCUUCAGCCAGAAAGGAACUUUGCAGCUCCAUGUGAGAAUUCACACGGGAGAGAAACCAUUUGGUUGCCCCUUUUGCGAUAAAAGAUUUGCGCACAAAAGACGCAUGACGCUGCACAUGUCGGUCCACACGGAGGAGAAGCGUUUCAGCUGUAGCGCUUGCGACAAGCGGUUCACGUGGUACACGCAGCUGAAAACCCACAAGUGUGUCAGCGAGUCGUCGCAGCGACAGCGUCAGAGUCCGAGCAAAAAGGCUCGAGCCGAGGAGUCGUUCAGCUGCUCCGAGUGCGGGAAAACUUUCAGCCUGAAGGGCAACCUGAAGACACACAUGCGGAUUCACACGGGAGAGAAACCGUUCGGCUGCUCCGUCUGCGGCAAAGGCUUCAAACAGAACGUGCACCUGACGGAGCACAUGACCAUCCACACCGGGGAGAAACUGUAUAAGUGCAGCGUUUGUGGAAAAGGAUUCAAUAAGAAGUCGCUCAUCAAGAAACAUCCUUGUGUUUAA
Molecule: messenger RNA, 1014 nt
Organism: Perca fluviatilis (European perch)
Lineage: Eukaryota; Metazoa; Chordata; Actinopteri; Perciformes; Percidae
Product: gastrula zinc finger protein XlCGF8.2DB-like
Exons: 1
Coding region: 1-1014 (337 amino acids)
Source: RefSeq, a predicted model, not a curated record